GACCUGAUUUUUCAUCUUCUAUUUUCUGCUAAACAGAUCUUCAAUGGUGUCUUCCUUAAAGUGAACAAAGCCACCGUGAACAUGCUCCACAGGGUCGAACCCUAUGUGACAUUCGGAUACCCGAAUUUGAAGAGCGUGAGGGAACUGAUUUAUAAGAGAGGUUAUGGAAAGCUGAACAAGCAAAGAACUGCUUUGACCGACAACUCCAUAAUCGAACAGGCAUUGGGCAAGUAUGGAAUUAUCUGCGUGGAAGAUCUCAUUCACGAGAUAGCGACCGUCGGACCUCAUUUUAAGGAGGCAAAUAACUUCUUAUGGCCAUUUAAGCUCAAGGCACCAUUGGGUGGUCUGAAAAAGAAGAGGAACCACUAUGUUGAGGGUGGAGAUGCUGGAAACCGCGAGAACUACAUCAACGAGCUCAUCAGGAGAAUGAAUUAGGUUUCGGCAGAGUUUUUCCUUGGUUCAGAGAUUGUGAGCAUUUAUUGUCAUUGGAAUUAGUCUAAGCUUAAAAUUGUUCUUGAAGUUGAAAAGAGUUUUAUCUCCUUUUUAUGGUAUUUUAACGUCUCAGACUUCGGAUGCUAGAAAAUUUUGCUGCAUUUCAGAAGUUUUUAA
Morus notabilis is the source of this 609-nucleotide messenger RNA. RefSeq names its product 60S ribosomal protein L7-3-like. Gene Ontology annotation, molecular function: RNA binding; structural constituent of ribosome. NCBI's taxonomy places the organism in Eukaryota, Viridiplantae, Streptophyta, Magnoliopsida, Rosales, Moraceae. The annotation marks the transcript as partial. The transcript has 3 exons. Gene Ontology annotation, biological process: maturation of LSU-rRNA from tricistronic rRNA transcript (SSU-rRNA, 5.8S rRNA, LSU-rRNA). Gene Ontology annotation, cellular component: cytosolic large ribosomal subunit. The record is from RefSeq and is a predicted model, not a curated record.